AUGUCGGCGAGAAAGCGUUCCCUACGACUCAGUUCGCUCGAAAAAAGCAGCAAAGCCGUCGACCUUUCUUCAUCUUCGAAACGCAGUAAAACGGAGAACUACAGUGACAAUUUUCUCUCAUCGCUACCACACGCUGUGGUUGCUCAACUGUUUCCUCUUUUGACGUCAGACGACUUGCGUCGCAUUGCUCUGACGUGCCGUGGCGCUUUGGACCGUGUCGAGUGGUUUCUGUCGUCAGACAAGGCGUUGCUAAGCGCGCUAGACAUCCGGUUGGUAUCGCGGUUUGAGAAAGACCCGGAUGCGAAGGAGAGAGUUGUUACGUUUCCUUGUCAUCAUCACCUUACAGAGCGCUUCAAGAGGCUAGGAAGGUGUUUUAAAGUCGUUACGGCAGUCAAAACACAGAGAGAAAAGAUCCGGACAAUCAAGGCUGCCAUUGACAAGUGUGAUGCCGUCCACGAAGUUGUGUGUGACAUUCGCGGCCGACAGAUUGCGUAUGAGUGUUUUGGCAUUCUCUUUCACUCCUAUUGCCACGGAUGGGACACCAAAUCUAAAACUCGUGUCUUUGAUGUUGUUAUUGUAAAAGCAAAGCUAGUGGAAACAGCUCUACAGAUUGUUUCACAACCACCUGGUACAUCACAGUGGAAUGAGUCGAACUUCAGAGAUCUUAUUGUCCACGGUAUUCUUCCGAGUUUGCACAGUGAUCUGGACGAGUAUGGCUUUUGGUUAUGGCUGUUGCUCAAGUCAUGGCCGAUUGUCAACCAAGCGCAUCUCCUUUAUAUAAUUAGUGGUCCAGUAGACGGAGCAUUGGGGUUUGUACGGUGGCUUACAUUUCCAUUGCAAGAGUCGGUAGAGGACAGUGACUUGAAGCCACUAGCACUGUCUCUGAAAGCAUUGCAACGUCAGUCAACAGUCACAUCUGACGACUUUAUCAGUUUGUUCGACGAGCUAACAGCUUUCCCUCAAGAGUGGUGUUUUAGCAUAGUGGCACGUCUUCUGCUUUUGUCUGGAAAACGAGUGGCCGAGACGGUCCUGAUGUGUCGAGCACUCAACAGCAGACUAGACGAGCUGGGAUCGUGGCUGUGGAACAUCAUACAAGUCAUCUGCAUGGCACCUCGCGACAAGGCACGAGAGCUGUGGAGAAAGAAGAAGUUGCAUUGGUUGGUCAGUUUUCUCAAACAUAUGUCAGUGACGUCGCCAUUACUUCAUUCGUCUUGCAAUCGUUCUCGUCUCUGUCAAAUGAUUAGCUCCGACUGGUUCUACUACCUUGCCGAUGGAGGCUCGGAUGUCGGAUCAGACAGCGAUUCGGAUGGACCUCUGCUGGAAGAUGUUGGAAAGUUGAGAUUUUUUGCUCAGGAAUUGUUGGAAGUAGCAAUCACACCUGAUUAGAGAUCGCAGCUACUUGCAAUACUGUACAGUAUUACCCCAUAUAUAAAUGUGACUGGUAUGAGUGUUGAGUCUUGUUGUUACUGUAUAUAUGAAUAUAUUUGUUGUGUAACUGUAACUGUUUAUUGGUUGUACAUUGUGGUUGGCAUGCAAUGCUAGAUGAAUCUAAAUGUAUUGUGGUAGUGGUCGUAUGUAUGUCAAGACUGUUUUAUUGAACUUGUGGAUGCUUAGUCAUUAUCCGUGUCACUAAACAGCAGCAGCAAUUGGAAGGAUAUUGCAAACAAACGAGAGGAAACACAUUAAGAGCAGAGUGUAGCAGCCAGCAUGCAUAUGCACGUCACAUUUUACUAGUAAUUAAACAGAUGACUUGGUCAGUGACUCCAUCUCCAAUUUCCAAGACCGGUGUCUCUUCAUCGUCUGAGGAACUAUUA
Messenger RNA from Corticium candelabrum, 1814 nucleotides. Its product is annotated as F-box only protein 47-like. NCBI's taxonomy places the organism in Eukaryota, Metazoa, Porifera, Homoscleromorpha, Homosclerophorida, Plakinidae. The coding region runs from base 1 to 1386 and encodes 461 amino acids. The record is from RefSeq and is a predicted model, not a curated record. The transcript is spliced from 8 exons.